Messenger RNA from Bradysia coprophila, 2895 nucleotides. It is a transcript of the gene frj, whose product is annotated as membrane bound O-acyltransferase domain containing farjavit. Gene Ontology annotation, cellular component: membrane; mitochondria-associated endoplasmic reticulum membrane contact site. Gene Ontology annotation, molecular function: lysophospholipid acyltransferase activity. The record is from RefSeq and is a predicted model, not a curated record. Lineage: Eukaryota; Metazoa; Arthropoda; Insecta; Diptera; Sciaridae. Gene Ontology annotation, biological process: phosphatidylinositol biosynthetic process; lipid modification.
GGGAAUAUUUUGACAUUAUUUAAAUGCUCUCUCUCUAUUUUAAUUGAAUCUUUAAACAAAAAAAAAGUACACAAAGUUUCGACGUUUGUCUUCAAUCGAAAUUGUCGGAUAAACAACUUACGAUGAACUUUGACGAUAUUAUUUAUGUGUCGCUGUUAGUGAGCUGUAUUUUAUUCGGCAAAUUCUACAAUCAAUUCGAUAAUGGAAAAACCAAAAAAGUUAUUGGAACAACCUUUGGACUAGUUAUAAUUUUCGUGGUAUCUGGGCGGCAUAUAGUGCAUCCGUUGGUUUCUUGUCUCGGAUGUGCACUAUGCAUUUUGUUUGUCAAUAAAAGACAUUGCCACAUUGCAAGUUUUGCAUUCAUGUUCACGUAUUUGAUAUUGUUCCGAAUGAUGGAUACAUUCGGAUACAGUGCACCAUCCGGACACACAAACAUGGUGCAAAUGAUUCUAACACUGAAGCUUGUCGGACUGGCUUUCGAACGGAAUUUGGUACUGUGCCAUUCGGAUGGAAAAGAGAACGGUGAGGAAAGGGAUGCUCUUGAAAAUAUCACAUUCGUAGACAUUUUUCACUAUUCGUUCAAUUACAUCGGCGUGCUAACUGGACCCUAUUUCCGUUAUCGUACGUUUAACGAUUACUUUACUUUGCCGUUUAAACAUCGUGCAAACAACAUCGGCGCAACAAUAAGUAAAAUCACUUUGAUUCCAUUGUUCGCUGCAGUGUAUUUACUCGUCAGCUACUUGUGGCCGUUGAGUUACACCGAUAAUCCGGAGUUCUACAAUGAACGUUCGACAUUCUAUCGUCUGAUGUAUGUGUGGCCACUGUUUCUAACAUUCCGGAUGCGCAUUUACAUUGGCAUCACGCUUAGCGAGUGUGUUUGUACAAUGGCAGGUUUCGGUGCAUAUCCCGUUGAUGCUGACAAUGCCCCUGGUUACGGACCGCGGAAGGAGUAUAAAUCAUUAACGGCUGAGACCGGCAAAUAUUCAUACGAUUUCGAAACGAUUCAUAACGUCGAUGCGUACACAACCGACACAUGCUGGACAUUCCGUGAGGCAAUGAAAAGUUGGAACAUGUGCGUACAAUACUGGCUAGCCAUGAAUGUCUACAAACGUUUUCCCAGCAAACAAUUUCGAACUCAUGCCACUCUUCUUGUUUCGGCACUGUGGCACGGUGUGUAUCCGGGUUACUAUUUCUGCAUUUUUGGAGCACCGUUCUACCUACCGAUCGAAGACAUUUACAAUAAACUCAUCCGGAAAUCGGCCGAAGGAUUCAGACUGCAAUGCAUUAACGUUGCCUUUUGGAUAUCGAAAUUUUUUGCAUUUUCAUAUCUUGGAAUUGCCUUUCAACUGCUGACCAUUGACAGGAUUUGGUUUUACUACAAUUCCGUGUAUCACUUGGGAUACAUUUACUUCGCAGUGAUGUUUAUAAUCGGAAAGGUUUGCCUCUCAAUGCAAAAGCGGCCAACAUCGACCAAAAAUGAUCGAACUAAGUCAACGACACCGUUAGACAAUGACAGUACAACAGGGAAGACCUCCAAGUUAGAUUAAAAUUUAGAAUUAAUUUUGUUAACCUUUCACAGACGGCAAGCAUAUAUAACGUACGGUUGUUGAUGUAAGCAGGUUGCCAUCGGAUUCAUAGAAAAUCUAUUACUUCAUUAGUGUUAACAUUUCGCUCUAUGAGAUCUCAUUAACCAUCAAUCUUAUAAUUUUGUCGUCGCCAACAGAUAACAGAUGACUUAUAGCCGUCCGUGAAUGGUUUAUUUAACUUAAGGCCUUAAGCACAUAUUUUGAUAGGAGCGGUCGGAGCAGUAUCAUGAGAAAGUUUUUCUGCUUCAAGAUGAAUUCAAACAUUGACUUGCAAAGAUUUUGUUACUUUCGUUCCGUCUCUCUCUUCCAUUGUAAAAUUGUAAAUAACACGAAAUCGAUAAAUUGUCCUCUUGGCUAAGUAAUCAAUUGAAACAUUAAACAUACCGUCAUCGAUCAUAAUGUCAAUGUCAAGCAGAGAAGUGAUUUCACUUCUACAAGGUUUCGGCUGCAUGGGAGAGAAUUAUCUCAAAAAUCCAUUCAGACUGGGCAGAUUCUCUCAUACCACAUACAACCCAUUCAUUAUGCGCGUUCUACCCGCUGAGACGGAGAGUGAGCUGCCGGUAUCAUUUCUCCGAUUACAAGUUGCUAUAGCGUUAUCAUCAUCAUUAUGUUGCCAUAUCGUAACUCUUCACAUCGAGAGGAAAACUGCUCCGGAAAGUCAUGGUACAAGGACCAGAAAAGUCACUAUACUGCGAUGCACGUAAAAUCAAAGUCAUUGGCUCAGCUUGACUUUCAGCUUCAUACAAAGUCAUUGUAGAGCCUUUUCGAAGUAGUUUCCUCCUCGCUUCACAUUUAAAUCCACCGUUAAAUUAUGCGCAAGUUGAUGUUUGAGUUCGGAGAUAUUACUUAAAAAACGAUCUCGCAAAAUAAAUAGGUGAAAGGGAACUAAUGGCUUAGAAUUGCUGAUGGUUGUAUUAGUGGUUGGAUUUACCGUUUCUUGUUACAUUGAACAUUUCACCUUUAUAUGAGUACAACGAAAUAUUAUAGUCAUUAAAAAUCCGCUAUGUCGGUUACUUAUAGCUUAGAAGGUGAGCCUACGUUUCAAUUCAAACGUAUUUCGGAUUUUCAACACAACUUUUUACGGGUCUAAUGGUUCAAUUUAGUGUAGAAAAUGUAAUUUAUUUGUAAAUUUAUUGUUAGAGCGCACUUAACGUUUUACCUCUUCAAUACAGUUGGAUUAAUUUAUAGAUGAUUGUACACUUUAAGGUCAAACUGUUGCAUUUAGUUACAGUAAUUUCGGUAUUUGGCGUAAUUUAUAAAUUUGUUAACAGAAACAUCGAAACAAAAUAAAGUUUCUAUUUAAAAUUGA